AAAAAGAAAUAAUGUAAGUGAGUUAUAAAGACAGCUUUUGGAUCCGCCACCUGCAGUGGCGGCGCCGCCAAGAUGCAGAUUUUCAUGAAGACCCUGACAGGGAAGACCAUCACUCUCAAGGUUGAACCUUCAGAUACAAUAGAAAACGUAAAGACCAAGAUCCAGGAUAAAGAAGAAAUCCCUCCUGACCAGCAAAGACUGAUCUUUGCUGGCAAGCAACUGGAGGAUGGCCAUACUUUGUAUGACUACAACAUUCAAAAGGAGUCCACGGUCCAUUCUUCAUCUGUGUGGAGACUUCGUGGUGGUGCUAAGAAAGGGAAGAAGUCUUAUACCACUCCCAAGAAGAACAAGCAUAAGAGAAAGAAGGCUAAGUUGGCUGUCCUGAAAUACUUAAGGUGGAUGAAAAUGGCAAAAAUCAGUCGCCUGCGUCAGGAGUGCCCUUCAGAUGAAUGUGGUGCUGGAGUUUCCACGGCCAGCCACUUUGACAGACACUACUGUGGCAAAUGUUGUCUGAUCGAUUGUUUCAAGAAACCAAAAGACAAGUAAUCGUAUACUGGUUACUAAAAGACAUGAACUAAUGAACAAUAAAAAAAGGAGUAUCAAGACAUUAAAAGGCCAUAAAAACCUCCUUCCUAUUAGCAUGGAACUUAGGAGUCUGUCAAUUCUCUUGUCUUUGGAGGAAGCAUGAAGGAGAAUGCUGUGGUUUACUUACUACAUCAAAGGAUGAAUUUCUUGCCCAAUCUCAGGAAUAAACCUGUCUUCCAAAAAAUGAUAUGAUGCAAAUUAUUUGAAUAUGCCCUCUGAAGUCUUUAAAACAUGUUUUCCCUCACUGCAGACUAUUUCUGUAGUUACUAGUCCCUAACUAUAAAACGUUUUACUUACUAGUAAAAUGGGUUUUUUUUUAAAAAAAAAAACAACACCAGCCAAUACCUCUAGUUCAACAACCAGUGCCAUUUCACUCCUGUGCUGAAUUAAGGAAUUUUCACAUCAGUCCCCAGGCCAACCUGGUCCCCAGUCCAGCCUCCUAGGAACAUA
Molecule: messenger RNA, 1035 nt
Organism: Kogia breviceps (pygmy sperm whale)
Lineage: Eukaryota; Metazoa; Chordata; Mammalia; Artiodactyla; Physeteridae
Product: ubiquitin-ribosomal protein eS31 fusion protein-like
Biological process (GO): translation; protein ubiquitination; modification-dependent protein catabolic process
Cellular component (GO): cytoplasm; ribosome; nucleus
Molecular function (GO): protein tag activity; RNA binding; ubiquitin protein ligase binding
Source: RefSeq, a predicted model, not a curated record